Messenger RNA from Malaclemys terrapin pileata, 2629 nucleotides. It is a transcript of the gene SLC15A1, whose product is annotated as solute carrier family 15 member 1. The coding region runs from base 68 to 2209 and encodes 713 amino acids. The record is from RefSeq and is a predicted model, not a curated record. Gene Ontology annotation, biological process: oligopeptide transport; transmembrane transport. The transcript has 23 exons. Gene Ontology annotation, cellular component: membrane. NCBI's taxonomy places the organism in Eukaryota, Metazoa, Chordata, Testudines, Emydidae. Gene Ontology annotation, molecular function: dipeptide transmembrane transporter activity.
AUCUCCUUCACACACCACACAGGACUUUCCCAGUCAGGAGAGCAGCCGCAGCAGCGCGGGAGCCCCCAUGGAGAAAAAUAAGAAGGAAAGAAAAUAUGGGCCAAGUUGCUUUGGUUAUCCACUCAGCAUCUUCUUCAUUGUCAUCAAUGAGUUCUGUGAAAGAUUCUCCUACUAUGGAAUGCGAGCUGUGCUUGUUCUGUACUUCAAAUUUUUUCUCCACUGGGAUGAUAACCUAUCUACAGCCAUCUACCACACAUUUGUUGCUCUGUGUUAUUUGACUCCAAUCCUGGGAGCAAUCAUUGCUGACUCCUGGCUGGGAAAGUUCAAGACCAUUAUCUCCCUGUCCAUUGUUUAUACCAUUGGACAGGCGAUCAUGGCAGUAAGUUCCAUAAAUGACUUGACAGACUAUAACAGGGAUGGAAUUCCCGAUAACAUUCCAUUGCACAUUGGUCUGUCUAUGAUUGGCCUGAUCUUAAUUGCUUUUGGUACUGGUGGAAUCAAGCCCUGUGUAGCAGCAUUUGGUGGAGAUCAGUUUGAAGAGGAACAGGAAAAACAAAGAAAUAGAUUCUUCUCUCUAUUUUAUUUGUCUGUUAAUGCCGGAAGUCUCCUCUCUACUAUAAUCACUCCAAUUCUCAGAGGCGAAGAAUGUGGAAUUCACACCAAGCAACAGUGUUACCCACUGGCCUUUGGAGUGCCUGCUGCACUCAUGGCCGUUUCACUGAUGGUGUUCAUACUUGGAAGCAAAAUGUACAAGAAAGCUCAUCCUCAAGGCAAUAUAAUGCUCCAGGUUUCCAAAUGCAUUGGAUUUGCUGUUAAAAACAGAUUUCAGCAUCGCAGAAAACAGUUCCCCAAAAGAGAACACUGGCUGGACUGGGCUAGUGAAAAGUAUGAUAAACGACUUAUUACACAAACUAAGAUGGUCUUGAGGGUACUUUUCCUGUAUAUUCCUCUCCCCAUGUUCUGGGCACUUUUUGAUCAGCAGGGAUCAAGAUGGACAUUACAAGCCACAACAAUGGAUGGAAACUUUGGAGCUAUUCAGAUCCAGCCAGACCAGAUGCAGACCGUGAACCCGAUUCUGAUUGUUGUUAUGGUCCCAAUUGUAGACGCUGUGGUUUAUCCUUUAAUUAAAAAAUGCCACUUCAAUUUCACGCCCCUGAGGAAGAUUACAGUUGGUAUGUUUCUUGCAUCUCUGGCUUUUGUUGCUGCUGCACUGGUACAAGUGCAAAUCGAUAAAACUCUUCCAAACUUCCCGAAAGAAGGGCAAUCCCAAAUCAAAGUAAUAAAUUUAGGCACUGAUGUUGCAAAAGUUGACAUUGGUCCUGGAGUUGAAAAUAUGUCUGUGGAAUCUCUGAUGGCGACAAACUAUCUGACAUUUGACACUACUAGCUUAACAGGAAUGAAUAUAGCCUACGGAAAUCAAACCUUAAAUCAGUCUCUUAAUUUUCUGGGAAAAGAACGUCAUACUCUUAUACUAAAAAAUACAGGUGGCAUCCAAACUGAAUUGCUGCUUGAUGGCCUUACAUCAAAGUCAGAAGAUGGAAAAAAUCAAAUCAGAUUUAUAAACAAUUUGGCUUCAACCAUCAACAUCACAAUGGGUAGUACUUAUCUUGCAGAUGUGAAGAGUUUUUCUGCCACCAAUUAUACAUCCUUUACAAGAGGCGUAAAAGAGAUUGUUGUUUUUGGAGACAAUUCACUGACUUGCAAAAAUCAGUCAAUACCAUUUGGAUAUGGCAGUGCAUACACUAUUGUAAUUCAAGAGUGCAACAACAACAGACUAGAACUCAGAUACGUUGAAGAUAUCCAACCCAAUACAGUUCACAUGGCUUGGCAGAUCCCUCAGUACUUCAUUAUGACAUGUGGUGAAGUGGUCUUUUCUGUCACUGGACUGGCAUUUUCCUAUUCUCAGGCACCUUCCAACAUGAAAUCGGUGCUUCAGGCAGGCUGGCUGCUGACUGUGGCUGUUGGUAACAUCAUUGUUCUUAUUGUGGCUGGGGCAUCAAAACUCAGUGAGCAGUGGGCAGAAUAUGUGCUGUUUGCUGCUUUACUGAUGGCAGUUUGCAUUAUAUUUUCCAUCAUGGCUUAUUUUUACACCUAUGUGGAUCCAGUUGAGAUUGAAGCCCAACUUGAUGAGGAUGAAAAGAAGAAAAUGGAAAAUGAGAAAAGCAUUUGUGAAAAUGGAACUGGGCCUAUCUCUCAGAGUGAGAUGUAAAGAUGAACUCAGAGCUUAAUGAUGUAAAUUUAUGGCAUCCCAUUAACUACAUCCACAGUAAGAGGAACUGGAGUAUCCUUAACAACCAUUGGAUGGGCUCUCUCAUAGGAAGGGGGGAAAGAGCAUUGCUCAUUUAAAAUGCAGACCCUCCUGAGGAGCAAGAUCAAGAGCUUAGUCUUUUGUACAGAACAUGAUACUCUAAGAAAACUCUGGAAACUUGCUCCCAGCAGAAUUUGCACUUUAAAAAUGGACCUGAAGCUUAAAUCCCAAAGCAUUAAAAUACUGAAAUUGCACUUGACAGUAUUGAAGAGUUCCUGUGAUGAAAAGAUGUAUUAUUUUUAUAUUGUAUUGUAAUUUUAUAUUGUGAAAAGGAAAAUAUUGCCAGAAAAUAUUAAUUAAAGCCAAGCCGUUUGCACAGCC